Messenger RNA from Adineta ricciae, 1911 nucleotides. NCBI's taxonomy places the organism in Eukaryota, Metazoa, Rotifera, Eurotatoria, Adinetida, Adinetidae. The record is from the annotation of a GenBank genome assembly.
AUGUUCGCCAACGACGAUAUCGAAGCCACAAACAUUCUCUACGAUAUCGCUACCAUCGCCCAAUCAUACGGCCUAAAAAUCAACGUUGACAAGACAAAAGUAUUGACGACAGAUAAAUCACCGAUUACGGUACACCUCAACAGACGAUCCCAAGCCCGGCUGCAAAAGGAGGAGGGUGGUCACACUGCCGAGGCGGCCAGAACCGGGAAACCGGCGAAAACAGGUAUGAAACCAAUGAAAUCCAAACUUAAAUCAACCGCUCAUGCUACCGCAUUCGGGGCAGCCGAUGCGCCAGCAUUGGGGAUCCAGGAUGCUGGUGAGAAGUUGGCUACUGGCCAAAGAAAGGGGGAAAGAGAAAAGAAACUAAUCACGACACGAGCGGAAGUAAAAAUAGCCGCGUGGAACGUACGGACGAGACACUAUGUUGGGCAAAAGGAAAUCAUCGCACGUGAGCUAUCCAGGUGCAAAGUAUCAAUUGCAGCGCUAACUGAACUAAGAAUCACGGGAUCUGGGACAACGACAAUCCAACAUACACCAGCCGAUGACACAAUGAUGCUGUAUUACUCUCGAGGACAAAAGCGAGAAGCCGGUGUUGGAUUUAUGGUGAACAGUCAAGCUGCCAAAAGUGUAAUCGCUUUCCAACCGAUAUCUGACCGUCUAGCGAUCCUCACCAUCGAUGGCACCAUCAAGACACACAUCGUCGCUAUCUACGCACCAACCGAGACCAGUCCUGACCCAAAGAAGGACGACUUCUACAACCAGCUUCAACACGCAUUCGACUCGAUCCCACAAACUGAGGCGAUCGUCUUGGCUGGAGACUUCAAUGCCCACAUCGACCACUACCUCGUCAAGGCCACGAUACAACUUCGACUACAACGGGCUAAGAAGAAAUCAUCGUCGUCAGUCAGGCUGGACUGGAGACAAUUGACAGACCCCAUUCAAAAACAGGCAUUUCAGAUCGCACUAUCUAACCGCUUCGCAGCUUUGGCUCAGUCAGAAAAUGUCGACAUGGAAGAAAGACAAAAUAUCGGACACCAUUCUGGACUGUGCCAAACACCUGUGUCCACCCACUCGCCUAAAAACGCAGCCUUGGAUAUCGAACGAAUGCCCCGACUUGCUGGACGACCGGAAAAGAGUGAAAUUAGUCAAUCACGAACGGAAUUCUUCGAAGAAUUGUACAACCACGAACCACCACAAGGACCACCAGCAGACCCGCCUCGCAUCGACCCACCAACAACUACAAUGCCUGCCGACGAGCCAACAAUCGAAGAAGUGAAGACAGCCAUCCAGUCAUUGAGAAAUGGAAAAGCACCAGGUGCGGACCAUGUUACUGCAGAAGCGAUCAAGGCCGGAGGAAACGUCCUGCUCCAUCGACUCCACGCACUUCUCCAAACCAUUUGGCAUACGGAACAAAUACCAUCUACAUGGAAAAAGGCAAUCAUCGUUCCAAUCCAUAAGAAAGGCGACAACAGCGAAUGCAAACAUUAUCGCGGUAUCAGUCUCCUCUCGAUCUCAGCGUUUGACUGCAUCCAUUGGUCGGCUUUGUGGAAAACACUGGAAACAGAAUACGUGCCCCUCAAGAUCAUCAAACUUCUCCAAACAUCAUACAAUGGAUCAACCAGCCAUAUUCCAAUUCGAAACGAAUCGUCUGGGGAGUUUUCUAUUCGGACUGGAGUUCGACAAGGAGACGUCGUCUCUCCUAUUCUCUUCAACGUCGUGAUUGACGACAGGUGGAUCGCCGACUACUGUAUACCUCAACAGUACGCAAAUCGAACAAGUCCAGGAAUUCAAAUAUCUAGAAUCGCUGAUGCAGGAAAGAAGAGUAGCGGCAACACCGGAGAUCCAUGGCAGAAUUGGACAAGCAGCCGUGACAUUCGUCUCCCCCAAAUGGUGCCUAUGGAAACGGACUAA